AUGGCAUCGGUCACUUCAUUAACGUCCGAGAAGGACAACGAUGAGGAUCGCGACACCAUGCACGAGGAGGCGAUUGAGGACGAGGAUCAUGACAUCAGCUCAGAGUUGGAUCCAUCGCAGCGAGAAUACCUCGAAUUUCACCGGCAAUUAGACGGAUUCCUAGCGCCUCUGUGUUUGGAGGAGGCAGUGCUGUACAGAUUAGCUCGUCGCUUCUCGGAAACCUACCGCCACCUGGCCUUGACUUCGGAUCAGCAAUUCCUGCCGACCCCAGUGACUCGGCUGCCUACCGGUCAAGAGACUGGCCGAUAUCUGGCGAUUGACGUGGGAGGCAGUAACCUCCGGGUCGCGUUUAUCGAGUUGCUCGGUGAAGUGGAGGAGUCAGAUUCCCGCCCUGCGGAUGCAUCGGAGAGGUCGCAAGACACCAUUCGCAAGGCCCAGCGACAACGGGUCAAACGCACAUUGGAACGAGCAUGGCCAAUCCAGGAGCAUCUGAAGAAGGACAAAGCAGAGGACUUGUUCGCGUGGAUUGGCGACUGCAUUGCUGAAGUGGUAGCUGAGAGCCUGACUUCGGAUGCCACGAAGAAGGACAUUCCCGCAGAAUUAGAUAUGGGUAUCACCUUCAGUUUCCCAAUCAUGCAAGAAUCGCUGGCCGAGGCAACCCUCAUGCCAAUGGGCAAGGGAUUUGCUAUUACGUCUAAUCUCGAUCUUCGCAAUAUCCUUCUGAAUGGAUACGAAAAACACACCAGGAGGCCGGAUGAUGAGGAGGAGCCUUCUUCCAAGCGCCGGAAGCUUUUUGCUCUGCCAAAGCUAAAGAUCCAGGCCAUUACGAACGACACGGUUGCGACUCUCGCUUCGCUUGCAUACAAGGUGAAACAGUUGCCCAACAGCCGAGUCGCUAUGGGUAUCAUUGUGGGCACUGGAUGCAACGCGACUAUUCCGAUGAAGUUGAGCGAGCUUCACGAAUCCAAGGCCAAGAGUGUUAACACAAUGGAUCCCAGGGCCGUGGAGACGAUUGUCAACACAGAAUGGACCAUCUCUGGAGCUGCGCCACCACUAUCUGAACUCAACAUUACGACCAAAUGGGAUGUUGAAUUGGACCGAGCGUGCACACGCCCGGGAUUCCAGCCAUUCGAGUACAUGACAGGUGGUCGAUACAUUGGUGAAUUGAUUCGUUUGAUCCUGUUCGACUACCUUACGACCGUAGGAGGUUUAUCCAAGCGAGUCCUACCGGCGAACCUGGUUCAAGAGUACGCCCUCACAACGACCUACAUUUCCGACAAUGUGGCCAAAGCCCGAUCAGACCAGGACCUGGCGAAAACGCUAAACGAAUCUCUCCCCCCACCCGAGAGCAGCGACUGGCGCUGGGAUGCGCGGACAGCCAGUGCAUUCCGGAGAAUCGCGCGAGCUGUGCAAAGACGAUCAGCAGGACUGAUCGCCGCAGCCGUGAUCGGCCUCUUGGCCUGCUGUCGUGAAAUCGAAUUAAAGGAAGACAGCAACACCAAUACCCCCGAAGCCGCCGCUUCUCCACAAAGCAACGGAGAUGUCCAUAUCUCUAGUAGCACAGCCACCCCGUCAUCCAUUGCAACACCAGGCAACAGUGUCCACGGCCACGUUGUCCCAGUCCUCCAACCACUGCCUGCAGACUGGCAGUCCGGUCCAGAAGAGCUCGUUGUCGCCUACACGGGCGGCAUCAUCCAACAUUACCCGCAGUUCAAGGAAAUGUGCCAACAACACGUCGACCGUCUUAUCAUGCGCACGGGUCCUCAACGGGGAGGAAAGUCGGUGUUUUUACGAGAAGCGUCGGAUGGUGGCGUCAUUGGAGCGGGUGUUUUGGCCAGCAUGGUUGUCGGCAAGUAA
Messenger RNA from Penicillium daleae, 1857 nucleotides. Its product is annotated as hexokinase family protein. Gene Ontology annotation, molecular function: ATP binding; glucokinase activity; fructokinase activity. The record is from RefSeq and is a predicted model, not a curated record. The coding region runs from base 1 to 1857 and encodes 618 amino acids. The transcript is spliced from 2 exons. Gene Ontology annotation, biological process: glycolytic process; glucose 6-phosphate metabolic process; intracellular glucose homeostasis. Gene Ontology annotation, cellular component: mitochondrion; cytosol. NCBI's taxonomy places the organism in Eukaryota, Fungi, Ascomycota, Eurotiomycetes, Eurotiales, Aspergillaceae.